Molecule: messenger RNA, 1019 nt
Organism: Macrosteles quadrilineatus (aster leafhopper)
Lineage: Eukaryota; Metazoa; Arthropoda; Insecta; Hemiptera; Cicadellidae
Product: ATP synthase subunit s, mitochondrial
Exons: 6
Coding region: 211-882 (223 amino acids)
Source: RefSeq, a predicted model, not a curated record
UCAUUCAUUGUUUCACUUGUUUCGUUUCGUUUGUAAUCUGAGGAAGAACGAAGACGACACACUCAAGCAAGCUUCAAGUGAUGUGAUAAGGUUAACAUUACUCCUCAACGUCAAAUGAGUUUAGAAAUUAGUUAUAUUUCAGUUUUCUCUCUUGUUCAGGGCGUUAUAAAUUAUAUUUUCUUAGGAUAAAUUUAUAACUCCACCACAAAGAUGUUUUGCCUUCAGAGGCUCCAUUCAGCACCCCAGAUUGUACAGAAAGUGAAAGUCAUCAAUUCUGUUCCAAGAAAUAAUUUAUGGCAGUGGUUGACAUUUGUAUGGAACAGACAUGCUCAUACAGUCCCACAGAGGGUGUCUCAGUCGCGUAUUGACCAGGUCGGACCGGACAGAGCUUGUGCAGAGUGGUUGAUGCGCAACGGUGCGCUCGUCCAGUGGAAGGGACAUUCCAAGUUUGUCCCUCACUACGACAGCCUGCCCAAGGACGAUGAUCCUGGCAAGUACUAUCUACAAGAGGUAGACGCUACAGACUCAUCAAUCUCCCAUCAUGGAUUCCCUUACUUCAGACAUUGUGACCAUGUGGACAAGAUCAAAUUGCAAGAAUGUUUGUAUUUGGACGACUCGGCCUUGAGUCAAUUGCAUUAUUUAAAAUCAUCUCUUCACUCGCUCUCAAUCAUCAAGUGCUAUGGGAUAUCUAAAAAAGGACUACUGUCUCUAGGCAAACUCCAGAAUCUAAAAGAACUUCAGCUUUCUGGCCUGAAAAGCUUAGAAAGGAAUGAGUUGGAUGUUUGCAUUGAAGAGUUAAGCAAGCAGUUGCCCCAUUGUGAGAUUAAAGUGAGUGAAAAUAUUGCCAAAGAGGGCAGUAAGGAAGAACAAACAGAUAAAUAGGGGGCAGUACAGCCACGGCUUUGCAAAAUAUCAUUAUAAGCUAUACUUGUAACAUGGACUUAAUGGGUUAAACAUAUUUUUUUGCAAGUGGCCAUUUGUAAAUGAUUGGAAUUUAUGGUUACAAAUAAAUAAAAUAU